ACAAUACAAAGACAAGAUAUUUCAUGUUCAAACUAAUAAACUAUUAUUUUUGGCAAAUAAUCAUGAACUUAGAAUUUGAUGGCUGCAACACGUUCCAAAAAAGCUGGGACAGGGUCAUGUUUGCCGCUGUGUUGCAUCACCUUUUCUUUUAACAACGUUCAAUAAACGUUUGGGAACGGAGGACGCUAAUUCUUGAAGCUUUGGAGGUGGAAUUCUUUGCCAUUCUUGCUUGAUGUACAGCUUCAGUUGUUCAACAGUCUGGGGUCUCCGUUGUCGUAUUUUACGCUUCAUAAUGCGCCACAUGUUUUCAAUGGGAGACCGGUCUGGACUGCAGGCAGGCCAGUCUAGUACCCGCACUCUUUUACUACGAAGCCAUGCUGUUGUAACACGUGCAGAAUGCGGUUUGGCAUUGUCUUGCUGAAAUAAGCAGGGGCGUCCAUGAAAAAGACGUUGCUUGGAUGGCAGCAUAUGUUUCUCCAAAACCUGUAUGUACCUUUCAGCAUUAAUGGUGCCUUCACAGAUGUGUAAGUUAACCAUGCCAUUGGCACUAACUCACCCCACCCAUACCAUCACAGAUGCUGAACUUUGCGUCCAUAACAGUCUGGAUGGUUCUUUUCCUCUUUGGCCCGGAGGACACGACGUUCACAAUUUCCAAAAAUAAUUUAAAAUGUGGACUCUUCGGACCACAGAACACUUUUCCACUUUGCAUCAGUCCAUCUUAGAUGAGCUCGGGCCCAGAAAAGCCGGCGGAGUUUCUGGCUGUUGUUGAUAAAUGGCUUUUGCUUUGCAUAGUAGAGUUUCAAGUUGCACUUACGGAUGUAGCGCCGAACUGUAUUUACUGACAUUGGUUUUCUGAAGUGUUCCAGAGCCCUUUUGGUGAUAUCCUUUAUACAUUGAUGUCAGUUUUUGAUGCAGAGCCGCCUGAGGGAUCGAAGGUCACGGGCAUUCAAUGUUGGUUUUCGGCCUUGCCGCUUCCAUGCAGUGAUUUCUCCAGAUUCUCUGAACCUUAUGAUGACAUUAUGGACCGUAGAUGAUGAAAUCCCUCAAUUCCUUGCAAUUGUACAUUGAGGAACAUUGUCCUUAAACUGUUGGACUAUUUUCUCACUCACUUGUUCACAAAGAGGUGAACCUCGCCCCAUCUUUGCUUGUGAAUGACUUAGCAAUUCAGGGAAGCAAUCAUGGCCCCCACCUGUUCCCAAUGAGCCUGUUCACCUGUGAACAGGUGUUUGAUGAGCAUUCCUCAACUUUCUCACUCUUUUUUGCCACCUGUCCCAGCUUUUUUGGAACGUGUUGCAGUCAUAAAAUUCCAAGUUAAUUAUUUUCCUAAUUAGUUUGAACAUGAAAUAUCUUGUCUGUGUAGUGUAUUCAAUUAAAUAUAGGUUGGACAUGAUUUGCAAUGAAUGAUUUAUUUAUGUUUAACACAACGUCCCAACUUCAUUGGAAUUGGGGUUGUACAUGUAAAGACUGCUAAAAUUAGAAGUAUCCUACUGAGAAAAUUCCUUUACCUUCUUUUAUAUUUUUGUUCAGUAUACUGUGAAAAAAGCAUUUCCCCACUUCACAAAUUGUAUUUAUAAUUGCACAGUUUCCACACUUUCAUGUUUAAGAUCAUCAACCAAAUGUAAAUAUAACCCAAGUGAACUUGGAAUGCUUUUUUUAAAUGGUGAUUUAUUUUAUUAAGGAAAAAAAAAAAAAAAAAAAAAAAAACCUGCUCAAAGUGACCUGGCCCUGUGUGAAAAAAGUAACCUAAGAACUGGUUGGGCCUGCAAUUAAGUGAUACAAUACAGAAAAGCAGUACGAAGUGUGAAACACAUAGCCCCCCCCCCCCCAAGGAAAAUGCUGCUACCACCGCCCCUGCCUGCGCGGGCUUCCCGUGCGAUCGUGUCUGUUUUGUCCGUGUUUCUCCUCGCCAGGGACGGGAGGGGGGCCGGACGGGUUGAUCGGGUUCACGGAGCAGACCCGCACGCCUCCUCCUCCCAUUUCAGGUCGGCUGCUUUGGGCGAUGCGAAAAAGGUACGGCGGGCUGCGGUCGCCGAGGAAUAGUCGCGUUUGUCCUUCACUCGGCACCGCGAUCAGCUGCCGUCGUCGGGGCGUUCGAGGCAGAUGUCGGGAUAAAGGCGCGCGGGGAUGGGGGGAUCGCGCCGGGCCUGAACGCGAAUCAUGCUGGCCGAUGGGUGUCGCGGAGCAAUGGAGAGAGACCGGGCCCGGGCCGGGGCCGGGGCCGAUUGUUCGCCGAGGGCCGCCUUUGCGCAGCAAUACGCGCAGCAGGGCGGCGACAUCCAGGAGCUCGCCUCCAAACGCGUGGACAUCCAGAAGAAGCGCUUCUACCUGGACGUCAAGCAGAGCGCGCGCGGACGCUUCCUGAAGAUCGCCGAGGUGUGGAUCGGCAGAGGCCGCCACGACAACGUCCGCAAAAGCAAGCUGACGCUGUCCAUGGCCACGGCGCCCGCGCUGCGCUACUGCCUGGGGGACUUCAUCGACUACUACGCCCGGAUCGGACUGCGGGGGGGCCCGGCGCCACCGCAGCUCGACGGCGGCGGCGGCGGCGGCGGCGACGACGAGCGGGGCCGCGCGGCGACCUCGCCCGCGGGCUCCGCGACGUCGGAUGAGCGCGCGCACCGCGUCCUCAAGAGCCAGCUCAUCGAGAGGGACAACCGAAAGUACUUUCUGGACCUGAAGGAGAACCAGAGAGGGAGGUUCCUGCGCAUACGGCAGACCGUGUCCAAGGGCCGCGGCACCAUGGGCUACUACGGCCAGGGCAUCGAGCAGACCGUCGUGCUGCCCGCGCAGGGGCUCAUCGAGUUCAGGGACGCGCUCUCGCAGCUCAUCGACGACUACGGCGACGGCGACGGCGACGACGGCGACGAGCGCGGCCGAGCCCGAGCCCGGGCCCGGGCCCGAGCCCGCUCCGCCGAGCGCCGCGACGACAGCCCGGAGCUCCCGGAGGCCGCGUCCUUCCGCGUGGACAACAAGCGGUUCUACUUCGACGUGGGCUCCAACCGCUACGGCGUCUUCCUGAAGAUCAGCGAGGUGCGCCAGCCCUACAGGAACACCAUCACCGUCCCCCUCAAAGCCUGGGCCAGGUUCGGGGAGAACUUCGCCAGGUACGACGAGGAGAUGCGGCGCAUCGCGAGCCGCCGCAAAGACGCGGACGAGGACGCGGACGGCGGCGAGCGGGACGAUUGAGGCGGGCGGAAUAUUUUAUAUUGGACAAAAAUUGGACCGUCGACAAAACAAAACAUUAUUUUAUUUUUUUGGGGGGGGGGGGGGGGGGAAGUGAGAGAGACGAUAUAUGACGUGCAAUGUGCGGGAGGGAGCGCAAAUACGCUCGAUAGUUUCGUGCAUAUGAAGACGCGCAGUUUUUGGCAAGGAGCAUUGCGUCUCGCGUCGGGCCGGGGAACGGAAACGAGGGGGCACAGUGGCGAGCCGCCUUCCGGCGACGAAUCAAUUUGCUCGGGGAAGACGUCAUCAGACCGCCAUUGCCCCCCCCCCCCCCCCUCCAAUAGCAUCGCAUACCUGGCCCCUUUGGCCAGCAUCAAGCAUCUUGCCAUCGCCUUGUUUUGCAAAUGCCGAAGCGAAGCAAAGCAAGCAGCAGUCGCGGGAGGUUAGAGUUCAUGGCGUGGAUGAUGACUGCAGCCUGCACAAACAGAGAUUGAUUUCGAUAUCUCGGUGGCGCGUGGCAAUUUCCACACUAACCGCUUACCUCGCCACCUCGGGGCUGCCAAUCGUUCACGCUCAAGCUGUUAUCGAUGCUUUGCAACGGCAGCGGCGCACCGACCGAGGCCCCGCGCCUGCCGUGUUGCCUCGUGGCCAUAUAUUUUCCGUUUAUCCUUCAAUCCAACGCCAUCCUUCGUUCUACAAAAUCCUCGCUCGAACUCGUAUUCCCCAGAGCAACAUGUAAUACUUCAUUUAUAUAACUUGAAAAAGUUUUACCACUAAGAAAUUCAACCCGCAUAGAGCAGGUGAUUUUUAGAUUGAUUCAAAUUGUAUAUGGAAUUUGGGAAUCCAUCUUUUGCGGACGAAGCCAGGCGAAUGACUCAGGCAGUAGAACAAGGUCGGCAAAAUGUGUAUGGGGUUAGGGUGAUGUCAUCCAUGAUGACACGAUGGUGGCGAUGUCAUCCAUGAUGACACGAUGGUGAUGUCAUCCAUGAUGGCAGGAUGGUGGUGAUCUCAUCAAUGAUGACACAAUGGUGGUGAUGUCAUCAAUGAUGGCAGAAUGGUGGUGAUGUCAUCAAUGAUGACUCUCCGAUCUUCUCCACCCUCGCACUAUUCCCAAGAUGAGCUGCUCGAGACGGUCUGAUGCGCCUUCGCUUGUCACAAAGGUCCCUCCGAGCAGGCUCUCCGUCUUCACCUUUGACCCCGGACCGCCCCUUUUUGACUGCGCCGCGGCCCAUCGCAGCUUCCCCGUACACGUUUUGCAACCUUAAGCCUGAAACUGCCUCGUUGCGGUUCCCCUUCCGACAACGACCUCACUUCCAAAAUGGCUGACGGGAAGAGGACAGGCUUCAACUCAACUUAAUUUCUUUGAUUUCGUUUUGAAUUAACUCUCAAGCAAGUAUUUCAACUACAAACUGUGAACAUUUCAGAAUCCUUUUUUUUUUUUCUUCUUUUUUUUGAAUUCUUAGUAGGUUCCACUAAAUUGGGCCGGUAACUUUUUGGACUGCCUCUCGUUCGGUUCGGUUCGGAGUUGAAUGCUGCAGCUAAUUAAUAAGUUACAGCCCAUUUUGUAUCAUACAAAUAAUUCGACAAAUCGACAGGCUGCUGCUAGAAAGGCUGAAAUGUGUCUGUAAACACAUGACACUUAAAUCAUUUCUAGAAACUACUUGUUGGUAUGAGUACUUUAUGUUUCGACUCCUCAUACCGAUGUUUUACCGUGCAGGCAGGUUGACCAAAGAUCUCUUUUAUUUUUGUAUUUUUUUAUUAUUAUUUUUUUUUUUUUUUGCCACAAGACAUACAGUUGUCAUUGGAAGACCAAAAUGAACAAAAACAAGAUGUUUUAUUUCCUGCAUCCCCUCCCCCCCCUCCCCAAAAGACAUGAACAAUUCACACCAUUUACAGGAAGGAAAUCAGAACAGUAAGAAGGUUAUUUUCCUUAUUUCAUAUUUUCAACCAGCUGAAUGUUUAGAAUUCAAUUGAAAAAUACUUGAACUAUAUAUAUAUAUAAAAAUACACGGUGCUAUAGAUUUUUCACACGGUUCUGGUUUCCAUAUUAAGUUGCCCCAUGGAGGAUAGCGCAGGUCAAUUGUUUCUGUAGGUAUAUAUAUAUAUAUAUAUAUGUAUGUAUUAGAAUCUAUAACUCUCAGCACAAUUUAUUUAAAAAAAUAAAAAUAAUAAUAAUAAUAAUACAUAUUCAAAUUGACCUAUUCCAUUUAUGAAUAUUCGUGUCACUGAAUGAAUUUGGCUCAGGAGGCAAACGUUUUCAAUCUUGCCUUAGCCAACGGUGAACGCGAACGAUUCGGUGUUCAUUCUCAAGAGAUUGGAAAAUGCAACUUUUUUUUUUUCUAAAUAUGUCUUGAAAUAAUGAUCUUGUCAGACACGAUUGACGCCCGGCUUUGGUCUUCUGACUCGUGUGCUUGUGCUCGUACCUUUGGGAUGUUCGGUUUGGUGUGUUUACGCGAAAAGAGCGUCGCAAAUAACGACGAUCACUCGUUUAUUGAGGUGGGAAACUUUCACGAGCGACCACAAAAUGUCAGUGCGGUGGUUAGUGCGUUUUGCCGAAGAACCUCCCCAAUCGGGAAAUCUGGACUACUAACAACGAUGUUUCCAAACCCAACGCCUUAACGUACCUUUACAACGCGACUGUAUAUCUUUUGUGUCUAUCUCGGAACGUGUGUUGUUUUCAGUCGGGAACAAUAGUAGUUCUGGUUGUGAAUUUGGACACGCGACUCAUAUUCGGGGCGAAAAUGGUCAUGUAGCAAAAGUACGAACGACGUACAGAGGCGGGGCUACUGGUGACAAAAGCGUAAAUGUAUUCGUGGUUGUCAUGUGAACGUUUGCACACUGGAGACGUGAUGGCUUGCUGUUUGGUUUUGCCCUCGCCGCGGUUCUGGAGAAAGGACCUUAGAAAUAGUACAUCAAACAUGCUAAGAUGUGUACAUUUUUAGCUAACUGUUCCAUGCGUAUAUCGGUGUGUCCUGUAGUCUUUUAGCGUACGACUUUAAAAAGUUUUGUACUGUACUAGUUCAUCCUCUCUAUGUAAACUACUUUGAUCAGUAAUCAUUACUUGCCUUUGUAAUGUUUGAAAUGAAGCGACGUUAAGGAACGGUCACCAAGACGGCAAAGUUUUAGAGUGGAUGCAUGCCAUUGGUUGGGUAUCAAAGAAAAACUAUAUGCUGGGGGGAGGGGAGGGGGGAAAUGGUGCUAUGUUACAUUACGUAAAGGUGCUUCUUUGGACCCAAGCUAAAUGCAUGCCAAGAGGUUCUAUCCGACUAGGGUCAAAAGUCAUUUGAUGUCUUACUGCUGUGUUCAAAUCGAUUUAUAUCCCAAACAUUUCUAAUAUGUGAAAAAGUUACGUUGGAAGUCUGUCAGUCAGUCGUAGGGUUUAACUGACAAAAAGCAAUUAGGGCAAUUUAGAUUUUUUUUAAAAAAAAUACUCAUUAUGAGAUGUUUUCUGUGUUGGAAUAUGGUUUAAUGUAGCAAAAAUAUAUGGAACAGGAAGCAUCUUUUUUAUGAUUAUUAUGAUUAUGAUCAUCAUUGUUGUUUGAGUUGGAAAAACAAUGUGCUAAAGGAUGCAUAUUUUAUUGGUUAAAUUAUUUUCCCUUUUUUUAAAAAGUUGUUUAUUAAAUGUUUUACAAAACGA
Molecule: messenger RNA, 6796 nt
Organism: Phyllopteryx taeniolatus (common seadragon)
Lineage: Eukaryota; Metazoa; Chordata; Actinopteri; Syngnathiformes; Syngnathidae
Gene: purg
Product: purine-rich element binding protein G
Exons: 1
Coding region: 2158-3183 (341 amino acids)
Biological process (GO): regulation of transcription by RNA polymerase II
Cellular component (GO): nucleus
Molecular function (GO): purine-rich negative regulatory element binding; RNA polymerase II transcription regulatory region sequence-specific DNA binding; DNA-binding transcription factor activity, RNA polymerase II-specific
Source: RefSeq, a predicted model, not a curated record